Porites lobata is the source of this 2751-nucleotide messenger RNA. The record is from the annotation of a GenBank genome assembly. Lineage: Eukaryota; Metazoa; Cnidaria; Anthozoa; Scleractinia; Poritidae.
AUGUGCCGCCAAGUGGUGAUCGCCUUUUGCAAAAAUAUUUUUGCAAGCAAUCUAAUCACUGCAAUUGAUGGUGAAUGCCUAGCCUGCAAGGGAAGGAUCAAACUGGACGCUGCCAAAGACCAUCUAGGGCGAUGUUCAGAAGUUGAAGUGGUGUGCCUUCUCUGCAGUGAAAAACUGCAGAGAAAACACCAAGAUGGCCACGAUUGCCCCAUGCGGGAAAUAAUCUGCAACUGUGGCGAAAAGUUCAACAAAAAAGACGAGGAACACCACCAGCAUCUUUGCAGUUUUAAACAGAUACAAUGCCCAUUCGAUUGCGGCGAAUUGGUAGAAAGGUACGUUAAAAAGUGUAUGUGACAGAAAUUUUUUUGUUUGCUCUAUAGAAUCUGUACAGUGUAUUGAUAAGGAAAGCAAAAAUAAUAUUUCGAUAGCGAUUUUUCUUCAUCGUGUUUUAACCUACCAAAAGAGUGAAAUUUCAAUUCCGGUGGGCUACAAAACCGCGCGGGUGAGAAUAGAAGACUAAGAUUUAUUGUUAUGUCUUUUCAGGACAUUCUGUACAGAUUCUAUCAAGCAAAUACAAUAGUUUAUGUAAUAUAUACACCUCUGGGCUAGUAUGCCGUCAGUUUGUCGACAUUGGAGUUUUGGCGAGAAAAGAUCGUUUCAACUGAAAAAUGUCGACGAUAGACGAAAUUGGAAUUAGCAGAGGAGGGCUCUAACCUGGGACUAGGCUCUGCAGGUUUGCAGGGGGCGGGGGGGAGUCAAGAAAGGGGUCAAACAGGAAAAAGAAUUUAGGCGAGCGAAUCGAGUUGAGCGGUGAAUUGGGGAAGAGAGAAGGGCGGCGGAGCCUCAGCCACCCUUUCCCAGGCCUGACCGCUGGAGACCCUCAUCUCUCGGCUUCCUUUGCGCUCCUAUUUUUUUCUUUUUUUUUGGUUAUCAAAGCUAACAUUUAAUUUUCCAUUUUUCCCCCAAUGCGGAGCCUGGUCCCAGCCUAAGACAGCUCAUAGAGCCAUCAUUAAAACGGUUUUAUAUAACAUAUGCAGAAGAGAAAGGAAAACAGGUUCACAGCUUCUUGGGGCGGCUAUAUAAAAUUAAUAACAAAAGAAGAGUUUGAGAACGCUUGUGUACUAGUGAGUAAUGGAGUAAUCCUCAUUAUUAAUUGAUCUCCCAAGGUAUCUUCUCCCAUCUCAUACACUACAAUGCCCCGCCAAAGUGCAGAAAUGCACCGUCAAGGGAUGUGGAGAAACGGUCAGGAGGAAGGACAGGAAAAAGCACGAGGAUGAAAAUAUGUCCCGCCACUACAGCCUCCUUAAAGAGGAAAACGAACGCAUUCUUUGGAGUGCCAGCAAAAUGGUGAGUUUGCCCGAAAUGCCAUGAAGAAUUUUAUUGUUAGGAGACAUUUCAAGGAAACCUCUUAACAGAGUCUCUGGAGUGAAAUUAUAGUAUCUGUAACCCGAAUUGUUUUGUUACAAUUAGUACAAACUUAAAAACAAGAAGCUGAAUAAAUAACCUCAUUACAUAGUCAUAGAACCAUUGCGAUCGGCGCUGUAACAUGUAUUGAAUGCUUGGAAAGAAAUUAUAGCAUAAGUUGUCAGACAGGCAGACGGAUGCGGUCAUUAAGUCAAACAACCUGAAAUUCGCGAAAUACGAAAUAAACAUUGCUAAGUACCCAAACUAAGCGUGAAAAAAGAUAGCCCUUACACAACAACUGAAAGUCGCUGCUAACAAGACAAUUGACUUUACUCGUUCGUGGACUGGUUUCUUCAGACUUUCCAACGGGAAAUUUUGAGAAAAAGACGUAAAAACAACUUACAACAAAGCUUGAAUAAAGCUUUCUGAAGCCAUUUUAAGUAUUUUGAGUGAUUGCUGGGAAAAAUUUAUCUGUUCCUCACUCCCCGCGCAGAAAAAAAAAAAGAAAUUUGUUUGUAAGAAACGUAAACUUGCUUUUUGCGAAAAUUUAAAACGUUGGGGGAACGUUACGUCCAAAAUUUUGUUUCGAGGAACACUCGCGUCAUUCUCAUUUCUGAAGCUAUGAUUAAAACGAAAACGGAUUACGACUCUUUUUUCGCAUUUGCCUAUGGAUCACAAUGAAGUUCUUCGUUGCCAGAUUGUUGCAAAAAGAAAAAAAAGGUUCGCUGUUUUAGCCGACAGUGUACGUAGAGUUGCAAUGCACCUUGGAAACACCUCGAGUUCCCCUUAUGUUUUUUCGUGCUUUCAUCUAAAAACAAGCAUAACAAUUGUCCUGCUGAUAUGGUAUUUCAUCCAAGAAAGAUGUUGUUAACGCCUCCUGUGGUACUUUUUUUCACAGAAGUGGCUUCAUGUUAAGACAGGAAGAACAGGUGAGGCGGGAGCAUACACAUGGAGUAUCCCGAACUGCUACGGCGACAUAUGUUCGCCAAGCUUUGAGAUGUGGGGCCGUAAGUGGCGACUGUUCUGCAUAAGACGAGGAGGCAUCAUCCACUACGGCCUUGAAAAUGAAGAGGGAGACAGGCCUAUCCACUUGUCAGUGAGGUACGUUUGCAUGCAGCAAAUUCUUAAAGGGACACACCGUCCUGUCCGAAAUUUAUAUUAUACUCUGUAAACCUUAAGUGGCGCAGUGGGGGCUAAGGGGAUAAAGGAUGGGAGUGGGACGUCUGUGUUGCGACCUUUUCAGCUAACUCGUUUUUCUCUCUUUGCAGUUUCAUGGUCGAGGGUAAAGAAGUGAGGGUAAAGAAGUAUAUAACAUACCCCUUUUGGAGUUUAAGAAGGGACAGAUGA